UCCUCCACAUGGACAGAUGGGCUGCUACAUCCGCGUGAUGCUCAUUCCUUCUAGCAAGAGCUUCGAGAGUGGAUUGGUGGGCACGCGGUAUUCCCUGUCGUGUACGUGGAAAUGGGCGUACUCGGGGAAGCUCGGUCACGCAGCGUGGGCGCUGUGUGUAGAGCUCGGGUAUAUAAGCGCGAGGAGACCGGCAGGAAGAUGCAGCAAACAGCAAGUGCAGAGCGCGCGCAUCUCGGAUCUCACUCAGCAUCAGCACCAUGGUUCUCAUCUGGACUCAGUUCGGCGUCAAACACAAGAAUGUCAAGUGUAAAGUGCGAGUUAUCCACGGAGAGGAGGGAUGGACCCCAGAGGAGGUGCGAGAGGAGCCUGAGGAGUCGAGUCCCCCGUCCUCACCAGAAUGUGUGGAUUUCUACGCUGUGCUCGGCGUUCCAAGUGACUCUAAUGAGGAGGAGAUCAGACGAGCGUACAAGCGUCUGGCACUCCGUUACCACCCUGACAAGAACCCAGAAGCAGACGCAGAGGACAAAUUCAAACAGAUUGCACAAGCUUACGAUGUCCUGACAGACCCAGAGAAACGCAGCAUCUAUGAUCAGCAAGGUUUAACCAAAGGAGGCGUGGCUACCACGGGAACCAAAACCGACCCCGCCCAAAGCGCAUCGAAAGCGGACGGCCACGCCUGGCGCAUGUUCUUCAACUUUGAUCUCGACUCCGACGAUGACCUCUUUAACCCGUUCCUCCGAAACCCCCUUCCCCACCUCAGCCGUCACCACGGAAACAAGUCCGGGCUCAAGCCGCCGGCCGGGCCCGAGGUCCACGAUCUCCUCGUCUCUCUAGAAGACAUUCUUAUGGGCGUGACGAAGCGCGUCAAAGUGACACGCCUUCGUCAGACGGACAAGCACACGGUGAGGCCAGAAGAACGCGUGUUCGAUGUCGAGGUGCAGAAGGGAUGGAAGGAGGGAACCAGAAUCACCUUUCCCAAGGAGGGGCAUCAGUUGCUAGGCCACACCCCUAACGACCUGGCGUUCGUUAUUAAAGAGAAGCAGCACGCCCACUUCAGACGAGACGGCUCGCAUGUCGUGUACACCUCCAUCAUAACGCUGCGAGAGGCUCUCUGUGGAUGCACAGUUAACGUCCCUACCCUCGAUGGACAGACGAAGCCCCUCCCAUGCAGUGAUGUCAUAAGACCAGGAUCAGUGAGGCGCCUUAUAGGGGAGGGGCUACCCAGAGCGAAAAACCCCACCCAGCGUGGCGACCUGCUGGUGGAGUUUCAAGUGGUUUUCCCCGAUCGCAUUCCACCGAGUAGCAAAGAGAUCAUCAAGCACAGCUUGGCACAGUGUUAACUACUGAGCACGCACACUUAACUUCACUGACGGAUGUAACGUCAGCCGUUUGUCUCUGUGAGGCACACACGUCCGACACGCACACACAGAAGUGUGACUCGCACAAUGCAUUUACACGUAGGUAUGUAAUACCUGUAAAAGUGUAAUUCAUGCGGACAAAAUGUAUACACUGACUGCACACACAUCUGCAUUUCGCUGAAAGUGUACUCUGAAGUGUUAACAUACUUCUUUAUCCAUGACAACCUUGUACUUGCGUACAGAACUGUCAGUGAUUUAGUCUCUAUGAGAGAUUCCCGUGUCAUGUUCCAAUGAAUUAUUUGUAAAGAUUAUACAGAAAUGAUGUGAAUUUAUAAUAUAUAACCUGCUAUGUAAGAUGAAUGCAUGUUUUAUAAGGAAAAAUAAAGUUUU
This is a messenger RNA of Paramisgurnus dabryanus, 1748 nucleotides long. Its product is annotated as dnaJ homolog subfamily B member 5. Gene Ontology annotation, cellular component: cytosol. NCBI's taxonomy places the organism in Eukaryota, Metazoa, Chordata, Actinopteri, Cypriniformes, Cobitidae. Gene Ontology annotation, molecular function: protein-folding chaperone binding. The record is from RefSeq and is a predicted model, not a curated record.